AUGGUGCCCGACAACCUGUCGGCCGAGGACGAGAGGCGCUGCCGGCAGGUGCUGGCUCGGGCCACGGCCCGGUACCGCUCACGGCCCGCGGCGGCCGCCGUGCUCGUGCCGCUGUGCUUGGUGCGCGGAGUUCCCGCGCUGCUGUACACCCUGCGGUCCAGCCGCCUGGCUGGACGGCACAAGGGCGACGUAAGUUUCCCAGGUGGCAAGUGUGACCCCACUGACCAGGACGUGGUGCACACGGCCCUGCGGGAGACCCUGGAGGAGCUGGGCCUGGAGGUGUCUGAGCAGAAUGUGUGGGGAAUCAUGCACCCGAUACCUGACCAGCAAAAGUCCACCGUGGUGCCAGUGCUGGCCAACGUGGGCCCCCUGGAUCCCCAGAGCCUCAAGCCCAGCCUGGAGGAGGUGGAUGAAGUAUUUACACUGCCCCUGGCCCACCUGCUACAGGCACAGAAUCAGGGCUACACCCACUUCUGCCAGCGCGGUCACUUCCGAUACACACUGCCCGUCUUUCUGCAUGGGCCACACCGAAUCUGGGGCCUCACUGCCAUCGUUACUGAGUUCACUCUGCAGCUGCUGGCGCCGGCCACCUACCAGCCUCGUCUGGCUGGUUUUCAGAUCCCGGAGCCCUCGGAGAUGCUUCCGCGUCCCGGCCGGCCGGGGUCCCUCUGA
This is a messenger RNA of Elephantulus edwardii (Cape elephant shrew), 672 nucleotides long. It is a transcript of the gene NUDT8, whose product is annotated as nudix (nucleoside diphosphate linked moiety X)-type motif 8. Gene Ontology annotation, molecular function: coenzyme A diphosphatase activity. The coding region runs from base 1 to 672 and encodes 223 amino acids. The record is from RefSeq and is a predicted model, not a curated record. The transcript has 5 exons. Lineage: Eukaryota; Metazoa; Chordata; Mammalia; Macroscelidea; Macroscelididae.